This is a messenger RNA of Serpula lacrymans var. lacrymans S7.9, 336 nucleotides long. RefSeq lists its product as uncharacterized. Gene Ontology annotation, molecular function: protein heterodimerization activity; DNA binding; structural constituent of chromatin. The record is from RefSeq and is a predicted model, not a curated record. Lineage: Eukaryota; Fungi; Basidiomycota; Agaricomycetes; Boletales; Serpulaceae. The transcript is spliced from 3 exons. Gene Ontology annotation, cellular component: nucleosome. The annotation marks the transcript as partial.
AAGAAACGCCGUUACCGUCCUGGAACACUGGCUUUACGCGAAAUACGAAAGUAUCAGAAAAGCACAGACUUGCUACUUCGAAAACUGCCAUUUGCCCGCGUGGUGCGAGAAAUCGCCUUGGACAUGAUAACAGACACCAACAACUAUGGUGAGGGGGCAGGGUUGCGUUGGCAGAGCUCGGCUAUCAUGGCUUUACAAGAAGCUACAGAAGCAUUCCUUGUUCACCUCUUUGAAGACGCUAACCUAUGUGCAAUUCAUGCAAAACGCGUAACAAUCAUGCAGCGUGACAUACAACUUGCUCGAAGAAUACGGGGUCCAUGGGGUGGUCUGGCAUGA